AUGACAAGUUCGGUGCACGAUCACGAGUCGAAGCUGCUAGAGCCAUACACUUACAUCAGCGAACUACCUGGCAAGAAUGUACGUGGCAAGCUGAUCGGUGCAUUCCAAUCAUGGUUACACGCUCCAGUAGAGGCUGUCGAAGGUAUUCAGCGCAUCGUUGAUCAGCUGCACAAUGCGAGUCUGCUGAUUGACGACAUUGAAGACGACUCGGAGAUGCGACGUGGUCAGCCUGUGGCUCAUCACAUCUUUGGCGUACCGGCUACUAUAAACUGCGCUAAUUACGUAUAUUUUUUAUCACUUCAAAAGUGUCAGGCGCUGGGAAACCCAAAAGCCUUGCAGGUUUAUACAGACGAGAUGCUGCGACUGCACCAAGGUCAAGGACUCGAUAUUUUCUGGAGAGACCAUUUGCAGUGCCCAACAGUAGACGAAUAUCUCGAAAUGGUGCAAAAUAAAACGGGAGGACUUUUUCGAUUAGCUGUUGGAUUGAUGCAAGCCUUUAGCGACUCCACUUUGGACUUCAUACCCCUUGUGAAUGCACUUGCUGUAUAUUUCCAGAUUCGUGAUGACUAUGUGAAUUUGCUGGACGAAGCGUACAUGGAGAAUAAAAGCUAUUGUGAGGAUCUGACGGAGGGCAAAUUCUCGUUUCCGCUUAUCGUAGCAAUUCGUGAGAAUCCGCAGGAUACUCGACUGCUGAGUAUUUUGAAACAACGUACCAAAAGUGUUCACUUGAAACAGUAUGCUGUGCAGUAUCUGCGUGAGACAGGAGCUGUAAAGCUCACUCUUGCAAAGCUCAAUGCAACCGUAGAUGAAAUCCGUCGCGAGAUUGCGUCAUUAGGAGGAAAUUCGGCAUUAGAACGAAUCGUGGAUGGAUUGCAUGCUAAUAUCAAAUGA
Plasmopara halstedii is the source of this 891-nucleotide messenger RNA. RefSeq names its product geranylgeranyl pyrophosphate synthetase. The transcript is spliced from 2 exons. Gene Ontology annotation, molecular function: prenyltransferase activity. NCBI's taxonomy places the organism in Eukaryota, Oomycota, Peronosporomycetes, Peronosporales, Peronosporaceae. The coding region runs from base 1 to 891 and encodes 296 amino acids. Gene Ontology annotation, biological process: isoprenoid biosynthetic process. The record is from RefSeq and is a predicted model, not a curated record.